AUGUCCAAAUCUUGCCUUUUCCCCUCUCUCGCAGUCGAGCUCGUCGAGCUUAUCGCUGGUGAUGUGGAUACCGAAAGCCUUUUACGACUACGUCUAGUCUGUCGCGAUCUACAGAAGAAAACCUUCAACCAUUUCGCACGUCGGUGUUUUUCCACUAUCAAGACCGAUCUCUCAGAAGAAAGUCUGGAUCGCAUUAACGCGCUCUCCCAUAAUAAAGCGUUGCGGCCUCAUGUGAAUGGCUUAGCAUUUAUGCUCCAGAAUGGAGUGGGUCGUGGCUUGGUGUGGGAUCGUCAUCCGUGGGGUCCUUUAUCCGCUCCGAUGGAAGUGGAAGCAAUACAGCGAUUUCGCGAUAACUUGGUGAAUCAUCUAACAAACUGUCGCUCAUUCUUCAUUUUUUGUCGCUAUCCUGAAGGCCAUCCCGAUAUGAAUCGCGUCACCAUCACCGAUGCCGUCGCCGUCUUUUUCGCUCUCGUUGUCGACUCCCGAUUACCAGUCUCUUCCUUUCACUUGAUCUAUGCGAAUCAACAGUCUCGAACCCUGAUGAUGGAUAUGCGCCGCUUGCCAAAACUCCUCUAUCGACAACCAAAGUUCAGAAUAGUUUGGUCAAACUUGCAGAAACUCUCCUUGGAGCAGUAUCUGACCCUCGAUAACUUCGGCUUUCUUCUGGAGCUCGUCUUAAGUGCCCCCAAUCUCAAAACAUUAUUACUGAACUUGGGAUCCCACGACUUAGCGGCCGAAUUUAUGCAUGAGCUAGCCGAGGCGGCCUCGUUCUCACAAUUGGAAGAACUAGCUCUAUUCCGCACAGCCGUGAGAGCGCCGGAUCUUCACGUGCUCAUCAAUGGCCUACGUGGAACUUUACAGACUCUCACUUUCUAUCAUGUUUCUUUGGCCCCAGAUGACAGCUGGCCAUCGGUUUUGAAGGACCUCAGUCAUGAUUUCCUGGCUCUGCGGAGGGUGUCUUUGUAUUACCUCUGGAACAGCACCCCGGCUACACAGCUAAUAUCCUUCCCUGAACUUCAAAAGGCACCACUUAUCUGUGAAACACCUGUCCAGCGUCUUCAAAUGUUUUAUUCGGAAAAUCCGAAAAGUCCGGCUGUUCUAGGCGUGGAGUAUUCGGGUCCGAAGAUGUCUCAGUUCCUCGGCUUGCUACAGAAAACAGCUAUCUGUACCUGA
Penicillium verhagenii is the source of this 1173-nucleotide messenger RNA. RefSeq lists its product as uncharacterized. The coding region runs from base 1 to 1173 and encodes 390 amino acids. Gene Ontology annotation, molecular function: protein binding. The transcript has a single exon. The record is from RefSeq and is a predicted model, not a curated record. Lineage: Eukaryota; Fungi; Ascomycota; Eurotiomycetes; Eurotiales; Aspergillaceae.